Molecule: messenger RNA, 3048 nt
Organism: Vollenhovia emeryi
Lineage: Eukaryota; Metazoa; Arthropoda; Insecta; Hymenoptera; Formicidae
Gene: spoon
Product: KH domain-containing protein C56G2.1
Exons: 6
Coding region: 278-2044 (588 amino acids)
Molecular function (GO): RNA binding
Source: RefSeq, a predicted model, not a curated record
CGCGGGCCACGGAAAGUUACCAGAGUGGUAACCGCCGGAGCUUGGCGGAGAGCCCGUCGCCAUAUCCGUAUUCCGUUACUCAGAGAAACACUGCUAGCACGUGGCGUGCGCUCGCCAGAAAUUUCGCCGCAAGUUGGUCGUACGGCGCGCCGAAAGUCUUUUCAGGGGCCUACGAACAAGGUGCACGGUUGAUCGCAGAUCCGUCGCGGCCCCGCGAAGCAUUAGUAACAUCGUAUCGGCGAAUUUCCAGUAACGGCAGCUACCGUGGACUCGCACUAUGAAUCCUCCGGUUCCUGUGCAGCUGAUGAAGUGGGCAGUCCCGGCGGUCGCCCUUGCCGUCGUUUACUAUUGGUACAAACACCGUCGGAUAGACAGAGGUGAACAGGAAUGGGAUGACACAGGAGGGACUGCGGAAUCAAAUCGCGGGGAAAAGGCGAUUUCAAAUGAGGCUGCUGCGAGCUUCCGUGAUUCCGACGUCCAAGAAAAGCUCGACCAAGGAUCCUCAAUUAGCUGCUGCAAUUACACGCGACAAGAGGAACCGACUCGCGUCCCGAGGAAGGUCAGCGAGAGCAUGGAUAUUCCGUUUAGAAAUUCAACGUCGCAAUCCACCUUCUUUAGUAGCAGCCAGAUUAGAUACGACGUGGAUAGCGUUGAGGCAACCAGCCCUAUAGACGUAGAGUUGGGCAGUAAUCCAAGUGCGAGCUACCUCGAAAUGUUCGGCACGAACGCAUCCACCAAGCGUUCCUCCAAACGUUCCUCCAGCAGGAGCAUCGGUAACGGAACGAAAACAAUUCAAGACGUCCCCAGCGGGCAAGAGCAGACUCUUCAUUGCGAGACGGAGCCGCGUGAGCAAAACGCCACGGACGAGUAUAGUCGUAAGGAGGAUGAGCAGCAAUCCGAGGGACACACCAUUGGUGCUCAGGGACAAGAGGCCGACGAGAGGGACUCGGCCAAUCAUAGCCCGGUUUCCGUAGUUCUAGACGGUAGCGUCACAGACGAAGCCGAGAGCGAAGGAAGCAACACGGAUAGCGGCAAAGAGAGAGACGCGUGCAAAGUCUCUAAAAUUUUAUUUCCUCACUCAGGCGGAAGCAUUAACGGGUAUAAGAAGGACAACACCCCGCCCAGCACGUACGAGUUCGCUAUACCGCAGCACCUAGCGGGCAGAUUGAUAGGCCGUCUCGGUUGCUUUUUACAAAGUAUCCGAACUAAGACGAAUGUCGUUAUACGUGUCAUCGAUAAUCCUUGCGAUGGUGAUCAUAAGAUUUGCUCGAUACGAGGCAGUGUUGAGGGAAUUAAAAUCGCGCUUAAAAUGAUAAGGCAGAAGUUUCCAGAGAAAAGGUUCCCGCAGGUGACACUAGCGGAUAUCUCGACGGUACCCGAGGUGAAUGUAGAAGUUGCGUACAAUGUCCUUAUACAGUGGCCCCUGUCCCUGGUUGAGGGUGUUAAUAAUGACAUCAACAUCUCUCACAUUGUCAAGCCAAACUGGCUCUUUGUUCAGCUGCCGACUCACCCAUCAUUUCCUCUUUUGCAAAAUUUAGAAGACAACAUGACAUUUUGCUAUAACAACGAACUGCUGCCAGUUCCAGAUGUGUUGAACAGAGGUGAUUACGUGGCUGUAUAUUGGUGCGACAAAUGGGUUAGAGGAUACAUUGAACGUCCAGACCCAUCAGGAGAGAGACACUUAAUACGACUACUCGAUAACGGUGGUUACUGGCCGUUUAGCAAUUCGCAAUGUAGGCCGUUGCUAUAUAAUUAUUUGAGCCUGCCCUUUCAAGCGAUUGAAGUCUUUUUAGCAAAAAUUCAGCCAAAGAACGGUAAAUGGUCGGCAGAAGCUUACAAUGUGGUACAAAGUUGUUCCUCAAAGGGAGUUGCUCAAGCACAGAUUGAAGGUCGCAUUCAAACUAAUAUUUAUACAAAUAUUUAUUUUAUGAUACAAAAUUAUGGGCUGAUUUCCCUCACUGAAGAACUGGUAAUGAACGGACACGCUGAACAAAUAGCAUGGGAGCAGAUGAAGCCAGAAACACUCGAAUCCAUCUGUACAUAAGAGUUGUAAAAAAAACUCUACAAUUUUCAGGUUUCCUACCGAAUUAUUCAUGCAUAAUCCGCGGUUCUUAGUCAGUAUGGACUAGAAUUUAGUACAAUCGUCAUUGAUAAUCCCCUUUAAUCGUGUCAAAAUUGAUUGUUUCGCUUUUGACUUCAUUCUUUACUCGUGUACUUCCUCGUAAUACUUUAUUGAAGUUACUGUGAAUACUCUGGCAUACACGUCAGCAUUUCAUGUGCAUGUCAGAGUAUUUACGUGGAUAAAGUGGUUGAUUAUCUAUAUAGAGAUAUAGUAAAAUAACGCCGUAUAUAUACAUUCUAAUAAUGAACAAUAAGACUAUAUUUCGCUGUACAGAAGCAUACAUAUUUUGAUCGUGUUUAAGUAGCAGUUAUAGUAUUCCCUCAGUCGUUGCUCAGAAAGAACGCUCUUCUGUAAGCACAAAACUCGUUUCAAGCGAGUUCUGACCAGUACAAAAGAUUUGAUUUAGUCCGAUAACGUAAGAACCUUUUUUUUUAUAACACUUCUAAUUGUAUCGGCCGUGAUAUAUUCUGUUUUUUAUUCGGGAAACUGAACUCUUUACCGAAUGUUAUUUGCAAGACAAAUAUUUCGGAUAAUUUCAUAUAAACGUUCAAAAAAAUCGCUUACCUUGUCUAAGCGCCUCGAGACUGUCGUAAAGUAAAUGCAAUCGUGCUUAACCGUUCUACAUCCUUCUUACACUUUUGUAUAUAUUGUAAAUUAGUUUUCCAGUUGUAGCAUAUUUAUAUUUAGAAGAAGAGAGAAAUUUAUAAAGAUUUGGUAUGUUGAUCAUAGAGUAGAAAAAAACAAUAACUUUACAUUUUACAGAUUAGUGUCACACCUGAACUAGAACAUUGUAUCGAAUAACUCAGACGAAUUAGGAAAUUCGUUUCUACGUGACUCAUAUCCAUUUCUGAUUGGGACGAUUCGAGAAUAUAUUGAAACUUCAGUUGUUUUUCACGUUAAUUUUAGAUCACCGUAGAGAUUUAACU